Messenger RNA from Trichomonas vaginalis G3, 678 nucleotides. Its product is annotated as bromodomain family. Bases 1 to 678 code for a protein of 225 amino acids. Lineage: Eukaryota; Parabasalia; Trichomonadida; Trichomonadidae. The transcript has a single exon. Gene Ontology annotation, molecular function: protein binding. The record is from RefSeq and is a predicted model, not a curated record.
AUGCAGCAACAAGAUUAUCAAAAAGUCUUUGAGGCUACAGCGGAAUUCCUAAAGGAUCCAUUUCAUGAAAUUUUUCAUACCAUGGUAUUUCUUAAUGAUGCCAGCCUUCCUGAAUAUUCUAAAUACGUUUCUAAGCCAAUCGCUCUUGAGGUUAUUAAAGCAAAUUUAGAAUCUAAAAAAUAUUCUACACCAGCAGAAUGGUACAAUGAUAUAAAUCGUAUGUACCAAAAUGCUAUCGAAUACCAUUAUAAAUCGCCAGUUGGUACCAAGGAAAUUGGUAUCCUGGCAACAUACUUACAAUGGAAAUUCAAGAAACAGUACAAGAACAUGCUUAUCAAAAGUGAUAAAGAAUGGCUUAAUAAAGUUAUUAAAAAAUCAAAUCAGAUUACAGAAAUUAUGCAAAAUAUGCCAAUCUCAUCUAGACGAUCAUCUAAUCUUAGUAGCUACGUGAAGAAGAUGGAUUCGGUUACAGAACCUAUGAAACCAAUUGACGUGACUCCUACUGUAGAAAAAUUAAACAACUCACUCUCUGAUGUUGAGUUUAGACAGGACAUCUACCAAUUACUCAAAGAAACAGAAGGAAUCGUACCAGGAACGAUUCCAAAUGAUACAAUUGAUUUUGAGAAGCUUAAACCUGGCACACAGAAUAUCAUCAAAGAUUAUGUUAAUCGCCAUUAA